Messenger RNA from Prorocentrum cordatum, 1209 nucleotides. The record is from the annotation of a GenBank genome assembly. Lineage: Eukaryota; Dinophyceae; Prorocentrales; Prorocentraceae.
AUGGGCAACCAGCUCGUGGAGCUGCCCGCGGCGGUGAAGGGGCUGCACAGCCUGCGCGCCUUCAAUGUGGCGGAGAAUCGCCUGAAGCAGCUCCCCGCAGGCUUGGGGCAGCUGCGGAGGUUGGAGUGGCUGUUUGCUUACAGCAACCACCUUGCAGAGCUCCCUGCCGGCGUCCUCGGUGGCCCAUCUCUGGAGCGGGCCCUCUUCGAGGCCAACCCCUUGUCGGCCAGUGCCGUGAGGGCGCUGCUGGAGGAGGCCUCGAGGACAUGCGCGCGCACUGUGGGCCUCGACGAAGAGCAGAUGGGCAGGGCGCGAAAAGCAGGGCCGGCGAGCGCCGAGGCGGCGCCCGCCUGCGUGUCGGUGGGGAGCGUAUUGCCCGUGGAAGGCGUUGGCCAGUACUUCACGGGCGUUGCCAGAGGGGGCCCUGCCGCGGAGGCCGCGCCCGCUCGGCUGCUGGUGGUCGCCUUCGCCGCCUCGCAGGGCGAGCCCGAGUGGCACGGCCUGCUGGGCAGGCUCUGCGCCGAGGGCAGGGCGGUGGCGCAGCCGCCCCCCGCCGGGCCGCUGUCCGCCCGCGCCCCUCCGGAACCGCCGGGAGGAGGCGGCGGCUACGCCAAGGAGAGGCGCCUGGCCGGGCUGUGGUCGGACUGCUGCAGGGGCGCCGGGCCAGCGCCCGCGUCGGCCGCAGAGCGGGGCAGCGUGGACCUGGGCGACUUCGACGUCCUGUCCGUGGUCGACCACCGCAUGCGGUGGUACCUGGAGGACUUCGGCGGCCUCCAGGAGGCCCUGCGGCAGGUGGUCGCCCGCUACGACCGGGUCCUGUUCGUGGGCGCAUCCAUGGGCGGCUUUGGCGCUCUGCUCCACGGCGGCCUGCUGGCGGGCGCGGUGGCAGCAUUCGGGCCGCAGGCGGUGCUGCACGAGGCCACGCUGCGGCCGCCGGGGGACGACCUGGCGCACUUGCAGGAGCAGGAGCGGGCGCUGCGGCGGUCCGUGCUCGCCGCGCGCUCCCGCGGCGUGCGCCUCGCGGUCCACUGCGCCUCGGACGAGCACAUGUGGAGCCAGGCGCACGCGCCCGAGGGCCCCGCGCCCCUGCCCUGCGCUCCCCCGCGCGGCAGGUGCACCCGCUCCUUCCGCGCAAGCCGUUCGCGAAGCUGCUCGACAGGGCAGGGCUCCUGCUCCCGAUCGUGUCCGGCGUGGUGCACGACCUGCUGG